Molecule: messenger RNA, 239 nt
Organism: Sphaeroforma arctica JP610
Lineage: Eukaryota; Ichthyosporea; Ichthyophonida
Exons: 1
Biological process (GO): phosphatidylinositol dephosphorylation
Cellular component (GO): endoplasmic reticulum
Molecular function (GO): phosphatidylinositol-4-phosphate phosphatase activity
Source: RefSeq, a predicted model, not a curated record
CGUCAAGAGAGCCUGCCCUUUGAGAAGAAGGGUCUACCGUCCACCUCCAAUGUCAACCCAGACUUCAUGUGGAACUAUGUCAUGUGCCAAGACUUCCUGCACAACGAGAACAUGUAUGAGUUUAUUCUGCCGGUCGUGCAGGGAUUUGUGGAGAUCCGCAGUGAGCUGCUGCUGUACGGCCGGUCUGGCUUCGACCUGAUAGUACUCACCAGGCGAUCGCGCAUGCGAGUAGGGACAAG